This is a messenger RNA of Achroia grisella, 654 nucleotides long. RefSeq lists its product as uncharacterized. Bases 1 to 654 code for a protein of 217 amino acids. The transcript has 2 exons. Lineage: Eukaryota; Metazoa; Arthropoda; Insecta; Lepidoptera; Pyralidae. The record is from RefSeq and is a predicted model, not a curated record.
AUGUCGCAAAGGGGCAAAGCCCCCAGGAAACCUCCUGACAGGGGAGCUCCCCGAACUGUUGUGCGUCGGGAUUUAAGGAACCCGACCAAGCUGGUCCCCGCCACUGAGCUGGGGACCUUCCACGCUCGCCCGGCAUCCAAGGGCACCCCCUCUGCCCUCGCGGGAAGCGGCAAUGAUGCCGCCGACCGGGAACCAGGCAGAGGGGAAAGAUGCGCGCAACCUGGCCCAUCUAAAGACGCGCACCGCCAGGAGUCCCCCCCCCGCGACCUCGACCUAGUGAAGGCGCCGCCGACGCCGAGAAUCCGGCUCGUGGACAAGGGCUACCAACCCCUACCGUCCCAGUCGGGUACCGUGCGGCGAAAGCCCUCACCCCCUCCGCGCUCACCCUCCCCCCCGCCGGAUAGCGGGAGCGAGGAGGAAGAGGAAGACAGGCGUUUGUACGGCGACGUACAUGCGUCGCCUGCGACCUCGCCUGAGCCUUCGCCAGCACCCUCGCGUGUGCCCUCGCCGCUACCUCGCUCCUAUACGCUAGAUAGGGGCGAGUAUGACGCCACGUCAUAUGCGGCACUCGAACCGGUGCCACAAUCGCCCGAGCCGAUGCUCCCCCCGUCCCCUCGCCGCGACGACGAACCCCGCCGUCCUUUGCGGCAGUAG